CAUUGUCGGCUGAGCCAGUUCUCGUUCUCCCAACUGACGCCACAUGCGCGUUGUUCGGCUCCCGACAUUAUAACAUUUAUCCGAGCGGUUACGCGCUGUCACAGAGCGAAAAUGCUGCUGCACGGUGUCAUCGGUAUUUUCGUCGUUCAAUUGGCAGUCAGCGAGGGCUUGCCGCACUUGGCGAGGGUGGGAGACUACGACAUGUUGAUAUUCAUGCAGGCCUGGCCGCCAACAUCCUGCUACGAGUGGGAGGAGAAGAAUCCGUCGCACAAGUGCAACUUGCCGCCGAACGAAGAGUGGUCGAUCCACGGCCUGUGGCCGGAGAAACUGCACACGAUGGGUCCGUUCUUUUGCAACAGCUCGCUGCACUUCGACAUGAAGUCACUGGAGUCAAUACGCGCGGAGCUCGAAGUCAAAUGGAUAGACGUGCACAAGGGCGCCAAGCCGCACGUGUUCUGGCGCCACGAGUGGGAAAAGCACGGCACCUGCUCGGUCGACAUCGAGAGCAUGAGCACCGAGGUCAAGUACUUCAAGAAAGGACUCGAUCUACUCGACCAGUACGACAUGAAGCACGUGCUCGGUAAGGCCAACAUGCUGCCCAACCAGAAGUACCAGCUGCACGAGUACUUGGACGCGGUGCGCCAGGUCCUGGGCGUCGACGCCUUCGUGGGCUGCGUGCACAACUCGAAGAGAAACGAAGUUUACGUAUCCGAACUAGGGAUAUGCCUCGACAAGCAGUUCCGACUCAUUGGCUGCGAGGGCAUGAUGCAUUUUCCGAGCAACUGCAAUAAAGCAGCGCCGAUCAUUUAUCCGGGAAGCACGCCAAAUAUCACUGUUCAGCCAGUCGUAAUCAACGUGUAGGCGCAGUGCAAAGUUAAACUAUAUUCCGUUGAGCAAUCAAGUCCAAGAUGUAGUCGCCGCAAAUGACUUUCCGAGCUCAAGUUCAUUCACGACGACUUACAAUAGAACGGAUUUUUUGCUCGGCCAAAUUGCAAGAUAACGAAAGUAUUUGUCAUGUUGUCGUACGAUUUCUUGAUUGAACUCUCUGAACUCGACGAGCAAAUGUUCUGCAACGUGUUCAUAUCAAAUCACGAACGUGCGUAUAUCACGUGUCUAAUAGCUAUACUAAGUAUUCCAGGAAAUGUGCGAAACAAGUUUUCAGCAAAACAAGUCUAUCAAUUGCAAUGAUUAGCUUGUGGCGCGCACAAAUGCGAUUCGCGAUUCAUGCUAAUUGGACAGUUAGCACGUGUUAUUAAUUCGUAUACCCAUUGUGUUCCAUUGCUCUUCGUGUACCCACGUACUCUUGUAAACAAAUCCAAGAUCGGCUAGUUAUUCUUUUAAUCAAACGAAUAAAACAGAUACAAAAAAACACA
Molecule: messenger RNA, 1373 nt
Organism: Phymastichus coffea
Lineage: Eukaryota; Metazoa; Arthropoda; Insecta; Hymenoptera; Eulophidae
Product: ribonuclease Oy-like
Exons: 3
Coding region: 112-861 (249 amino acids)
Biological process (GO): RNA catabolic process
Cellular component (GO): extracellular region
Molecular function (GO): RNA binding; ribonuclease T2 activity
Source: RefSeq, a predicted model, not a curated record